UGCAAAGCCGCCAUCUUUUAUUGAAAGUAUUUUUCAUCGCUAGGCACCAGGGCGUCUCUGACGGCAGAUCUUUGCACUAAAGUUAAAUUAUCAACAAAACAGACUUUGAGAUGCCUAGGAAGGCGCGCAAAGUUGAGGAGCCCGAAGAUCUGCAGUCCUUCCUCAACAGCAUUCCCCAGGAGGUCGAGGGCGCCAGCGAUGACAAGGUUAUGGACAAGAUAAUGGAAGCCAUCGAGGAGGAGGACGCCGUGCAGAAUCUCAUCGAUGUCGAUGAGGAGGAUGCCGAAGAUGAGGAGGAGUUCGAUGAGGACAAGUACUUCAUAGACGACGAGGGCAACUGCUACAUCAAGACGACUCCAAAGAUCCAGAAGGCGCUCCAGAAGAAGCUGAAGGACGCUGCCGAGAAGAAGGCCAAGCUGAAGCAGGCGGGAAAAUCCACAAACAAGACCAUCAAUCUGCGUCCCGCCUCUUCGCCGCCAAAAGGUGCCGCCAGCAAGACAGCUUCCAUCAGCGUUCGACCAGCCAGGUCCGCAACGAAGGCAGCUGUACCAGCUAGCAAGGAAGAAGCUCCAGAGCCGAGCCGCGUUACCACGAGAGGCAGGACUAAACUGAAUCCUAAAGCAAUAAAGGAGGAGUCCACUGACUUGCAGAGAGAGCUGGAGGAGCUGGUGGAUGACCCCGAUAUCAACAACGUUGUUAACAAUUUGGAGGACUAUGCAGUUGAGGCGUCUAUCGUUGAUGACAUAGAACAGAUAAACCAGGACGAGGUGUACGAGUUCGGGGAUCAAGCUCCGGUACUGGAGGCGGAAGAAGACCCCCCGAAGCAGGAAUUUGUAAUCACGGAAACGCAAGUGAGCCUGAAACCAGCCAUGGUCCAAACGAAGGGCGAUAGCGGGACGACAUACACCUGCUCCAAGUGUCCGUACACGUCGAAUAAGCGGUUCCUGAUCACCCGGCACUGCCGCGGUCACGACGAGGAGCCCUCCUUCAAGUGCUCCAUCUGCGAGCGGGCCUUCCGCACUAAGGCUGGCCUGGUCAACCACAUGAAUACGCAUACCGGCACCAAGCCGCAUAAAUGCAAGUUCUGCGAAAGCGCAUUCACGACGAGUGGCGAGCUGAUCCGGCACACUCGCUACAAGCACACCAAAGAGAAGCCGCACAAGUGCACCGAGUGCAACUACGCCAGCGUGGAGCUGACCAAGCUGCGCCGCCACAUGACCUGCCAUACGGGCGAGCGACCCUACCAGUGUCCGGACUGCACCUAUGCCUCCCAGGACAUGUUCAAGCUGAAGCGUCACAGGGUGGUCCACACGGGCGAGCGGAAGUACCAGUGCGACAUCUGCAAGUCCCGGUUCACGCAGUCCAACUCUCUCAAGUCGCACAAACUCAUCCAUACGGUGGUGGACAAGCCCUCCUACCAGUGCACCUACUGCCCCUCCACGUGCGGCCGCAAGGCCGACCUACGCAUCCACAUCCAGCACAUGCACACAGCCACCAAGCCGCUCAAGUGUCGGCGGUGUGGCCAGGAACUGCCCGAUCGCUAUCAGUACAAGCUGCACGUCAAGUCGCACGAGGGCGAGAAAUGUUACCGCUGCGACUUCUGUCCCUAUGCCUCGGUGACCAAACGACAUUUGGACUCACACAUGCUCGUCCAUCUGGACGAGAAGCCCUUCCAGUGCGACCAGUGCCCGCAGUCAUUCCGCCAGCGGCAGCUGCUGCGCCGUCACGUGAAUCUCAUGCACAAUGACAACUACCAGCCCCCGACACCCCGCGAGAAACUCCACAAAUGUCCGAGCUGCCCCCGGAUCUUCACCCACAAGGGGAAUCUCAUCCGGCACAUGGAAAUUCACGACGAUACGGUCAAUGCGCGCGACCAGAAGAAGCGCCUGAAACUGGGCAGAGAUCUGCGACUCCGUCCGGAUGGCAGGGUCAUCAAUCUAAAUGAAGAUUCUACGCUGCUGGACGAGGAGGAGUGCUACGACCUGGCGGAAAUUGAAGAUGAGGAGGAGCUCCAGCCGGAGCCGGAACCCGUUCCAAAGUCACAACCUGUGAUAAUUAACAAGCAUGCCAGGAAGUCAGCUACUUAUAGCAAGAAACCCGUGAUCAUUAACAAGCGACUGCGGACGCAGAAGAACACCAAUACGUUUCACAUCAAGGAGGAGCAGGACAACUCGGAUUUUACCGUGCAACUGCAGGACGACGAUGGCCAGAUGAUGGUGGUGGAGCUGAUAAACGGCGCCGAGGAGGUGGUGGUCAAGCGGGAACCGGGUGGAGCCCCAAACAUAAGUGCUUCCAACUGCUUUGGCUUCGAGGAGGAUGACGAAUACGAGGAGUACAUAGAACAGGAUAACGAGGUGGAGGCCGAGUCGCAGGAGUUCCUGCAGCUAAUGGAUAUGAUAGAGCAGGACGCUUAGUCGCUUGUUGAACCAUUUAUGUAUAUAAGUAUGAUUUUAGU
Molecule: messenger RNA, 2455 nt
Organism: Drosophila ananassae
Lineage: Eukaryota; Metazoa; Arthropoda; Insecta; Diptera; Drosophilidae
Gene: CTCF
Product: transcriptional repressor CTCF
Exons: 4
Coding region: 111-2414 (767 amino acids)
Biological process (GO): epigenetic regulation of gene expression; negative regulation of transcription by RNA polymerase II; positive regulation of DNA-templated transcription
Molecular function (GO): RNA polymerase II cis-regulatory region sequence-specific DNA binding; DNA-binding transcription factor activity; chromatin insulator sequence binding
Source: RefSeq, a predicted model, not a curated record